AUGUUCUGUUCAUCUCUUCGCAAAAGACAACAAUGGGCUUCAUUGCCUUCCACUUUACUGAUGGAGAAGAUGCCAAAGUGGAAAGAAGCGACUCUGAACACACAUGAUUUAUCACUCCCAAUGCAGAGUAAAACAGGUGAACAAGAGUUUUUUAGAGUUCUCUUGCUCUCUUCAGUAGAUAUGCAACCUAUCGCAAAUGUAUCCGCCCGAGUCGAGAGACUCUAUCACCAGACUGGAGGUCGCAAUGUAGGAAUAAUUUUUCUUCUCCGCGAAAAGGACGGCAACGACAAUGGCUUGAAAGAAUUUAUGGAGCUUCAAAUCAGCUUGAUGUCCACUUUCAAGAUACCAAUUCUACCUCUGAUAUCAGUCCCGCAAAUCCUCUCAAUAGUACAACCUUUUCAGAGACAACUUUGUGUCGUUCCAUCCUCCAAAAGAGUCGAUGCUCAAUAUGAGCUUCUGCCAUUCAGCCACGUCGGUAACACCAUGACGGAACAUACAAGAAAUAUACUCAGCGAUAUCUGUCACAGUGUCCCAGAACUGGCUCGUACUGCUAGUACGACCGAUGGACAAAAGCAGUUGAGGGAUUGGCUUUCAGAACCCAAUCCUGAAUCCGCGCAGGAUGUUAUAGACUUUUGGAAGCGAGAAUAUCUCCUCGAUUAA
This is a messenger RNA of Botrytis deweyae, 660 nucleotides long. RefSeq lists its product as uncharacterized. Lineage: Eukaryota; Fungi; Ascomycota; Leotiomycetes; Helotiales; Sclerotiniaceae. The transcript is spliced from 4 exons. The record is from RefSeq and is a predicted model, not a curated record. The coding region runs from base 1 to 660 and encodes 219 amino acids.